This is a messenger RNA of Coffea eugenioides, 741 nucleotides long. RefSeq lists its product as uncharacterized. NCBI's taxonomy places the organism in Eukaryota, Viridiplantae, Streptophyta, Magnoliopsida, Gentianales, Rubiaceae. The transcript has a single exon. Bases 1 to 741 code for a protein of 246 amino acids. The record is from RefSeq and is a predicted model, not a curated record.
AUGAGAGGGGAAUGGAGAAGGAAGGAACAACAUGAGGCUAGUAAUAGUAGGAAUGAACCUAAUUCUAAAGCUUGGAAGGUGCUGUGGGGUUUAGGUAUUCAACAUAAACUGAAACAUUUUAUAUGGAGAUGUUUACAUGGUGUAUUACCAGUCAAUGAGGUGAUCAAAAGGAGAAUUGGUAGUGGGGAGGAUAAAUGCAGGUGCUGUGGGGAGGGGACAGAAACCUUGGAGCAUAUGUUCUUCUUUUGUAGACAUUCUGAAAAUAUAUGGAAGGCAGCUCCAAUUGAUUGGGGUGGGCUUAAAGAGUUUAGGCAUAGUUUUUGGCAUUGGUGGAAUAGCUUGAUGGAUGCACAAGACAGAAUAGAAGGGAAGAACCACAUUGCUUUGACUGUGAACAUACUUUGGCAGUUAUGGAAAUCAAAGAACCAAGUACAGUUCAAUGAGAUGAGCAACUGCCCAGGGAGAACAUCAGGUAAGGCUGUGCAGGAGUGGGCUGAAUAUAAUGAGGUGAGGAAUGGGGCUGAUAAUAAGGAGGUAAUGGAGAAAGAACAGGGGGCAGGGAUUAGCAGAUGGUAUCCACCCCCUCAAGGCUUUAUAAAACUAAACACUGAUGCAGCCUUGGGUUUGAAGGAUAGGAGGAUUGGGUGGGGAGUAGUGGCCAGAAGGGAGGAUGGGGAGAUUGUGGGGGUUUGGGCAGGGGGGAGAGCAGAAAUGGUAUCCCAGCAGUUGAGGAGGCCUUAG